Molecule: messenger RNA, 2524 nt
Organism: Vollenhovia emeryi
Lineage: Eukaryota; Metazoa; Arthropoda; Insecta; Hymenoptera; Formicidae
Product: fatty acid synthase-like
Exons: 6
Coding region: 1-2478 (825 amino acids)
Biological process (GO): fatty acid biosynthetic process
Molecular function (GO): oxidoreductase activity; phosphopantetheine binding; fatty acid synthase activity
Source: RefSeq, a predicted model, not a curated record
AUGACCAAAAAGGACAAAGUGCUAAUCCAUUCGGGUACUGGGGGCGUUGGUCAAGCCGCGAUCUACAUUGCCCUUUACGAAGGUUGCGAAGUGUUUACAACAGUUGGAACCGCCGAAAAACGACAGUUUAUAAGAGAAACGUUUCCCUCUAUUCCGGAAGAAAAUAUUGGAAACUCUCGCGACACAAGCUUUGAACAAAUGAUUAUGCAGCGUACAGGAGGUCGUGGAGUAGAUAUCGUAUUGAAUUCUUUAGCCGAAGAGAAAUUGCAAGCAUCUAUUCGCUGUCUAGCAAAUGGUGGCCGCUUUUUGGAAAUUGGAAAAUACGAUAUGAUUUCUAAUAAUCCACUGGACACAUCUACUUUCUCUAAAGGCAUCAGCUUCCAAGCCAUUUUAUUAGACAGAAUGUUUUAUAUAGAGUCGAAUGACAAAAUACAAGUGUACAAGGGAAUCGCAGAUUAUUUGGAAAAGGGUAUUAUUAAACCGCUAAAUAGAAAAGUCUUUGAAAAAAAUGAGGUAGAAGCUGCAUUUAGAUAUAUGGCUACUGGAAAACAUAUUGGCAAGGUAAUAAUAAAAAUUCGGGAAGAAAAUGAGCCUUUGGAUGCUCCUCUACUCGCUCAUCCGCAAUAUUAUUGCUUGGGACACAAGUGCUACGUUAUUUUGGGUGGACUAGGUGGUUUUGGUUUAGAGCUUGCAGACUGGUUGAUUCGUCGAGGGGCAAAAAAUCUGGUAUUGACAUCACGAAGCGGGAUAAGAACCGGUUAUCAGCUAUCGAGAGUAAAGCUGUGGCAAUCUAAAGGCGUGGAUGUACAGAUCGUUACAGUCGACGAUACUUCGAAACACGAAGAGUGCGAAUUUAUAUUGAAACUUGCUGAAAAAACAGCACCAGUGGAUGCUAUAUUUAAUCUUGCGGUUGUUUUAAGAGAUUGCAUAUUUCAAAAUCAAUCGCAGCAAACAUUCAAGGAUUCAUUCAAGUCGAAAGCAUGGAUGACGAAAAAAAUGGAUGAAUUGUCGAGAAAGAUCUGUACACAACUUAGACAUUUUGUCGUGUUUUCCUCCGUCUCGUGUGGAAGAGGGAACGCAGGCCAGACGAAUUAUGGGAUGGCUAAUUCCGUAAUGGAAAGAAUCUGCGAAAAGAGGAUGGAGGAAGGAUUACACGGUUUAGCAAUACAAUGGGGUGCUAUUGGUGAUGUUGGACUCGUUGCGGAUAUGCAAGAAGAAAGUAAGGAGUUAGUUAUUGGAGGUACAUUGCAACAACGAAUAUCUUCCUGUUUGGAUACAUUAGAAGUAUUUCUCCUACAAGACCGAUCUGUAGUAAGCAGUAUGGUUGUUGCUGAAAAAGGCACAAAUAUCAGCGGAUCAAUGAAUAUUUAUGAGACGGUUGCUCAUAUUAUGGGAUUGGAAAAUACAAAUACAAUAGCGCAAAACAUAACUCUAGCCGAACUGGGUAUGGACUCAAUGAUGGCAGUAGAAAUUAAGCAGACCUUAGAAAGAGAAUUCGAUGUCGCUUUGUCGGCACAAGAUAUUCGAACUCUUACUUUCGCUAAACUUAAACAAAUGACAGAUACAACCGAUCAAAGAGAGAUUGAUGACAUAAAUGGCAUAAGUAAUUCAGAGGGUUUGGACACACUGGUUCAAAUAAUUGAAAAUUCAGAUUUGAUUCCGGAUGUUCUUGUAGAACUUCCUACAAAGAAGGAGAUUGGUAGGGGCAAUGUAUUUCUCAUACCAGGAAUCGAAGGAUGUUCAAGCGCAUAUAAAUCUAUAGCCCCAAAAAUUAAACGUUCAGCAAUGUGUAUACAACAUGGUGCACUUAAUAUCCCCGGCCAAACUCAUUCAGUGAUGAAGUCAGCCGCUCAUUUGUUGCCUUACAUAUUGAAGAAAAUGGGAAAUGAAAAGGAAUUUUUAAUAGUGGCUCAUUCAUUUGGCUGCUUGAUUGCUGUCGAAUUGGUGAGAUUAUUGGAAGCUAAUAAUUUCUCUGGACGAUUAAUACUAAUAGAUGGAGCUCCUGAACAAAUGAAAUUUUCGAUAGCUCAAUAUUUUGGCGGUGUUUCGCAAGAAGAAGAAUUACAAAAUUUGAUAUUACUUGAUUUAUUGGAACUGUACACUACAAUUAAUCAGGAAAUGGUUGCACUAGAACUGGCCAAAUGUAACACUUGGGAUGAGAAAUUAGAAAUAGCCCACACUUACUUUCCGAAGGAAGUAAAUGCAUUGACUCUCGAAAAUCAAAAACUUGUAUGUUUGACAAUUUACGAACAUGUAAUCGCUGUACAGAAUUAUGAUAUAUCUUCAUUACCACGCCUUAAAUCACCUAUAACAUUGUUAAAACCCACACUUGUUACUAUCCCUUUUAUUGAAGAGGAUUACGGCUUACAUAAGAUUACCGAAGGUGAAGUGAAAAUUUGUUAUGUGGAAGGUACUCACGUUACAAUGAUAGAAAACAACAAAACCAUAUUAGCUAUUAAUGAGGAAUUGAUGAAAUAAUAAUAAGUUCAUACUAUUAUACAUUUGAAUAUAAUUGCAUAUAUGU